Molecule: messenger RNA, 1872 nt
Organism: Chrysochloris asiatica (Cape golden mole)
Lineage: Eukaryota; Metazoa; Chordata; Mammalia; Afrosoricida; Chrysochloridae
Gene: FOS
Product: FBJ murine osteosarcoma viral oncogene homolog
Exons: 4
Coding region: 206-1345 (379 amino acids)
Biological process (GO): regulation of transcription by RNA polymerase II
Cellular component (GO): nucleus
Molecular function (GO): DNA-binding transcription factor activity, RNA polymerase II-specific; RNA polymerase II cis-regulatory region sequence-specific DNA binding
Source: RefSeq, a predicted model, not a curated record
AUUCAUAAAAUGCUGUUAUAAAAGCCGCGGCUGCGGCGCCUCGUACUCCACCGCAUCUGCAACGAGCAGAGGAGAACCGAGACAGAGCCGGCGGCGCAGCUAGCGAGCGAGCGAGCGAGCAGUCCCCGCGCUCCCACCCAGCUCAGCUCCCAGCUCCCACUUGUCUCCACCCUCGGCCCCUUGCCUGCCUUUAGUCCCCACGACCAUGAUGUUCUCGGGCUUCAACGCUGAUUACGAGGCGUCCUCCUCCCGCUGCAGCAGCGCUUCACCUGCCGGAGACAGCCUCUCCUACUACCAUUCGCCCGCCGACUCCUUCUCCAGCCUGGGUUCCCCGGUCAAUGCGCAGGAUUUCUGCACAGAUCUGGCUGCCACCAGUGCCAACUUCAUCCCCACGGUGACUGCCAUCUCAACCAGCCCCGACCUGCAGUGGCUGGUUCAGCCCACCCUCAUUUCCUCCGUGGCUCCAUCGCAGACUAGAGCCCCCCACCCAUAUGGAGUGCCCACCCCCUCUGCUGGGGCUUACUCUCGAGCUGGCAUAGUGAAGACUACCGCAGGAGGCAGAGCGCAGAGCAUUGGCAGGAGGGGCAAAGUAGAACAGUUGUCCCCAGAAGAAGAAGAGAAAAGGAGAAUCCGAAGGGAGAGAAAUAAGAUGGCUGCAGCCAAAUGCCGAAACCGAAGGAGGGAGCUGACGGAUACACUCCAAGCGGAGACAGACCAACUAGAAGAUGAGAAAUCUGCUCUGCAGACGGAGAUUGCCAAUCUGCUGAAGGAGAAGGAAAAACUGGAGUUCAUCCUGGCAGCUCACCGACCUGCCUGCAAGAUCCCUGAUGACAUGGGUUUCCCAGAAGAGAUGUCUGUGGCUUCCCUUGAUCUUAGUGGGAGCCUCCAGGAAGCUUCCAGUCCGGAGUCUGAGGAGGCCUUCACCCUACCCCUCCUUAAUGACCCUGAGCCCAAGUCAGUGGAGCCUGUCAAGAGCAUUGGUAACGUGGAGCUGAAGGCUGAGCCCUUUGAUGACUUCCUGUUCCCAGCAUCAUCCAGACCCAGCGGCUCUGAGACCGCCCGCUCGGUGCCGGACAUGGACCUGUCUGGCUCCUUCUAUGCAGCAGACUGGGAGCCCUUGCACAGCGGUUCCCUGGGGAUGGGGCCCCUGGCCACAGAGAUGGAGCCCCUGUGCACCCCCGUGGUCACCUGCACACCUAGCUGCACUACUUAUACGUCUUCCUUCGUCUUUACCUACCCUGAGGCUGACUCCUUUCCCAGCUGUGCGGCGGCCCAUCGCAAGGGCAGUAGCAGCAAUGAGCCCUCUUCUGACUCGCUCAGCUCCCCUACACUGCUGGCCCUGUGAGCAGGCAAGGAAAGGGAGGCAGGGGGCACCCAUACAUGCCACUGCCUGAGUUGGUGCAUUACAGAGAGGAGAAACACGUCUUCCCUUAAAGGUUCCCGUAGACCUAGGGAGGACUUUAUCUGUGCGUGAAUCACACCAGGCUAUGGGCCUCAAGGACUUGAAAGCAUCCCACACCUGGACUCGAGUCCUUACCUCUUCCAGAGAUGUAGCAAAACGCAUGGAGUGUGUAUUGUUCCCAGUGACACCUGAGAGCUGGUAGUUAGUAGCAUGUUGAGCCAGGCCUGGGUCUGUGUCUCUUUCCUCUUUCACCUUAGUCUUCUCUUAGCAUUAACUAAUCUGUUGGGUUCAUUAUUGGAAUUAACUUGGUGCUGGAUAUUUUCAAAUUGUAUCUAGUGCAGCUGAUUUUAACAAUAACUACUGUGUUCCUGGCAAUAGUGUGUUUUGAUUAGAAAUGACCAAUAUUAAACUAAGAAAAGAUAUGACUUUAUUUUCUAGUAGAUAGAGCUAAAUAGCUAUCUAUAUCCAUG